This is a messenger RNA of Columba livia (rock pigeon), 1952 nucleotides long. It is a transcript of the gene PIGH, whose product is annotated as phosphatidylinositol glycan anchor biosynthesis class H. Gene Ontology annotation, cellular component: glycosylphosphatidylinositol-N-acetylglucosaminyltransferase (GPI-GnT) complex. Gene Ontology annotation, biological process: GPI anchor biosynthetic process. The transcript has 4 exons. NCBI's taxonomy places the organism in Eukaryota, Metazoa, Chordata, Aves, Columbiformes, Columbidae. The record is from RefSeq and is a predicted model, not a curated record. Bases 41 to 616 code for a protein of 191 amino acids.
GGCCGCUCUAGGCAGCUUUCGGUAGUUCCGGCGGGGCGGCAUGGAGGAGCGGCGGUACCGCUCGGCCUCGGGGGCGCCCAUCGCGCUGCGGUGCCGCCAGCACAGCGCCUCCUGCCGGGAGCUGGCGGUGCGCUGCCCCCGCCUGCAGCUCCGCUCGCUCAGCGCCGUCACUUCCGCCGUCUGGCUGGCGGCCUACGGGCUUUUCGUGCUCAGCGAGAAUAGCAUGAUGCUUUCUUCUGCUAUCUUCAUCACGUUGAUUGGCCUGAUCAUAUACCUGCACUUCGUGAAGAUUGACCAGGAAUCCCUCCUGGUCAUCGGCUCACUCGGCAUUCAGGUGACUUCAUCCUAUGCUUCAGGGAAAGAGAGCACGACCUUCAUUGAGAUGGGUCAAGUGAAGGAUGUGGUUAUCAAUGAAGCCAUCCAUAUGCAAAAAGUUAUCUACUACCUGUGCAUCCUCCUCCAGGACCCUGGGGAUCCUCAGGGAGUAUCUGAGGUUGUGCCACUCUUUCAGAGCUCCAAGCCACGUCUGGACUGCCUGAUAGAAGUAUACAAAAGUUGUCAAGAAAUCCUGGAGCAGAGGAAGACAGAGCUGCAAUCAAGUAGAGGAAAACAGUAAAAAAAAUCAAGGCAGCAAACUUGCAGCAGGACUUGGAGAGACACAUGGAAAAGGAAGCAAAACUGCCUUGUGGCCUUUUUAAUUAGAUGAGUAGCAAGUGGUGCAGCAGUACAGUGAUUUUAAGGCUGACAACCUGCACAGACCCAUAGAGUUAUUAGAGAAAAUGGCAGCUCAAGGACAGAAGCGAACCUUGAAAUCAUCUGCUAUGAAGACAGGUGAGCAGAACUUUUUCGACUCGGACAGGAAAGGUUUUUCCUUGCCUCUCCAGAAAAGAAUUAUGGGAAAUAGGGCAAAGGGAGGCAAGAACAUGCAUCAAACAUUUACUCUUUUUUAUAACGUAAUUUGGGCUGGACUGACAAAAGUAUGCUUUUGUUUGCUUCUAUUUAACCUUUUGUUUGAAAAAGUGUAUACCAUUCUACAUACCAAAGCUGAUGUGUGGGCUGGGCUGGUGACUUCAUGAUCCACAGGUGAAUUUCAGAAAGAAAAAUAACAGAAAAUUAAAAUAUACUGUUGCAUUCAAUGAUGUUUAAUGAAAUAAACAUAGGAGAGCGGGCUUGGGCCUCUUCAGGGAUCUGCUUGAAAGAGUCCCAGGGGAUGGGGCCCUAGAGGGAAGAGGGGUCCAAGAAAGCUGACUAUCAAGGAUCAUCUCCACCAAGCUCAAGAAGAGUCCAUCCCAGUGAGCACAAAGUCAUGCAAAAAUGCCAGGAAUCCUGCAAGGAUGAACAAGUUGCUCCUGGCAAACCUCAGACACAAGAAGGAAGUGUACAGAGACAGGUAACCUGGCAGGAACACAGCAACACUGCCCAAGAUGUGGUUAGGAAAGCCAAAGCCCACCUGGAGUUGAAUCUGUUGAGAGAUGUCAAAGGCAACAAGAGGAGCUUCUGUAAGUACAGAAGUAGCAAAAGGCAGAUGGGGAAGAUGUGUUGCUGAAUGGGCAGGGAUGUGGUGACACAGGACAUGGAAAAGAUGAGGCAUUUAAAGGGCCAAAUCAAUUGCUCUGAGAAUAUGAGGAAAAUGUUUUGUUGAAAACAAUGGCAAUGACUAUGUGAAUAAAGCUUUAUUGUCCUGUGCUCUUCAGAGUAACAUAAAGUUGGGAAAUUCUUCCUUGCUGCUGAGCUAAAAGUUACUGUAACCUUGAACUGGUAUUUUUCUCUUUUUUUUUUUUUUUUCCCCCCACAACUCCUUAGUAAUGUAACAGACACAACUGAAAUGUCAAAACAAGAGCUAAACCAGCAAGUUGGCAGGAGCCAUGGGGUCCUGCUUAAUUUGCAUACAAUGCUGUACAAUACUUUACAUAAUCUGUAAUUAAAACAUGUGGCAACAUACCAUCCUGUAA